GAAUAUGUAUCGUCCAAAUUUUUAUGAAUCAACGUGUCUGCGUUGCAACGAAACCGUCUACCAAGUGGAUCGGGUGGGUCCCCUCAAGGACUUCACAUUCUUCCAUUCGGGUUGUUUUAAAUGUGUCCAUUGUGGCACGAAAUUGACACUGAAAACCUACUUCAAUAAUCAACAUAAACAGGAUGAUAAGGAGGUCUAUUGCAGUUCACAUGUACCAAAGAGUGGUCCGGGUCAUUUGGAUAACACAUCGGUGGGCAUACGCCAGGCAUUGAAUGCACCACGCACCAAUAAAUUUGUAAAUGAACAAAUUCGGGGAACGCGUACCGAGGUCGAUGGAGGUUUCGGUUCACGUCAAUCCACCCCAAAUGGCUAUGGCAGUCGUGAGGUUAGCUCGCCGUCACAAAAUGAAUCCGAUUACAAAUAUGGUCGUUUCGAUGCCAGCGCUCUGCACAUUGCACACGCACUCAAACAGACUGAAAUCCAAAAAGCCUACAACAAGGCGCGAGAAAAACCCAUUGAUUUCUAUUUGGGUCGCGAAGAACAAGCGCGCCUCGAAAUGAAACAUCGACAGGAGGAAGAUGACCUCUAUCGUAAAUUUGCCCGUAAACGUGAAGAGGAGGAUCGUAAAAUUCAAUCUGAAUUCCAAACGGAAUGGGAACGUGAACUUCAACGGCUGACGCAUAAAUUCGAAAAAGAAUUAACCACUUCGCGACGCAAUCGCGAGGAACAGAAUAUUCUCACCAAACGUCUCGAGCAGCAAAAAGAGGACUUGGAAAAGAACAUGACCCUGAGACGUAGUAAAAAGAAGGAGAGCAUUACCCGAAAAAUGCUCGAACAUGAACGUUAUGAGACGGCAGCUCUAGUCGAUCGUCAGUCUAGUGAAAUGUUGGAGUUGAUCAGUGCCCGUCGCUCCGAGUACAUGAUGAACGAGAGUAUUUUCCUCGACGAUGAGUUCAGUGAGGGUACCACACCCAUAGAAUAUCCCAAUUUACCACCCCUGCCUGCUCCGCCCACUGUUAGUAAAUUCCAAAUUUAUACAGAUCCAAUUGAGUUUGAAGAUGUCGAUCGUAUAGCAAUUUCGGUGGCUCAGGAGGACCAGAAAACAUUCACCGAUUUGGUGAGGCAGUUGGUGGGCCGAUGCACAACCGAUAUUGAAAAGGCCCGAACAAUAUUCCGUUGGAUCACCGUGAAGAAUUUGAAUAAUAUGCACUUCGAUGAUGAUUUGCGAGGUGACUCACCUAUGGGUCUCUUGCGAGGCAUCAAAUUCGGUACCGAAAGUUAUCAUGUGCUGUUCAAACGUCUGUGCAGUUAUGCCGGUCUCCAUUGUGUUGUCAUUAAGGGCUAUUCGAAGAGUGCCGGUUAUCAGCCGGGUGUUAAAUUCCAAGAUUCCCGUUUCCGGAAUUCGUGGAAUGCCGUCUUUGUGGCCGGAGCAUGGAGAUUUGUCCAAUGUAAUUGGGGUGCUAGACAUUUGGUUAAUGCUAAGGAGGUACCCAAAACGGGUCGCGGUAAAAAUGAUAGUUUGAGAUAUGAAUACGAUGACCAUUACUUCUUAACCGAUCCCCGAGAAUUUAUUUAUGAAUUCUUCCCCCUGCAAGAAGAAUGGCAGCUACUCAAGCGUCCCAUUACUCUGCGGGAAUUCGAGAAUUUACCAUUUGUUCGAUCGCUGUUCUUCCGUUAUGGCCUGCAUUUUGCCGAUGAGGGUUAUGGAGCUGUGGUCUUUACAGAUGAUACUGGUGCCGCCACUGUUCGCAUUGCCAUGCCCACGGACAUGCAAAGUUGCCUGAUUUUCCACUACAAUUUGAAAUUCUAUGACAGUGAUGAAGACUCGUAUGAUGGUGUCUCCCUGAAACGUUUCGUCAUGCAAUCGGUCAUUGGGAAUAUUGUUGCCUUCCGGGUGCAUGCUCCCUGUUCCGGAGCAUUCCUGUUGGAUAUUUUCGCCAAUGCUGUAACGCCACAGGAAUAUUUGACCGGCGAACCAAUGAAAUUUAAAUCGGUGUGCAAAUUUAAGAUUUGUUGUGAGGAAUUACAAACAGUAAUGGUCCCGCUACCGGAUUGUGCCAGUGGUGAAUGGGGUCCAACCAAGGCAACACGUCUCUUUGGCCUGAUACCCAUUACACAUCAGGAUCCAUUGAUUUUUGCCGGACGUAGUUUGGAUUUACAAUUCCGCAUGUCCCGACCCCUAACCGAUUUCAUGGCUACGCUCCAUAAAAACGGAAUUGAAGAGAAGAAACUCUCCAAAUAUGUGACACACAGUAUAUUGGAUGAUAUUGUGACAUUCAUUAUCAACUUCCCCGAGGAAGGGCAAUACGGUUUGGAUAUCUAUACCCGUGAAUUGGGUGCACCACCCCAUCACAGCAGUCAUCAUCACAACAAUUCGUCAUCGUCAACGGAAAAACAUUUGCUGACACAUUGUUGUAAAUAUUUAAUUAAUUCAUCGAAACGUAACUGA
This is a messenger RNA of Musca vetustissima, 2449 nucleotides long. It is a transcript of the gene Hil, whose product is annotated as hillarin. The record is from RefSeq and is a predicted model, not a curated record. NCBI's taxonomy places the organism in Eukaryota, Metazoa, Arthropoda, Insecta, Diptera, Muscidae. The transcript is spliced from 9 exons. The coding region runs from base 5 to 2449 and encodes 814 amino acids.